Drosophila ananassae is the source of this 519-nucleotide messenger RNA. RefSeq names its product calphotin. The transcript has 2 exons. Lineage: Eukaryota; Metazoa; Arthropoda; Insecta; Diptera; Drosophilidae. The coding region runs from base 131 to 493 and encodes 120 amino acids. The record is from RefSeq and is a predicted model, not a curated record.
UGAGGUUACUCGUCUGAGGUCACAUUCCAGUCGCUUCUUGGAGUAUAAAUAGGUCUGCAGAAGGUGUUGAAUGGUAUCAUACAAGUUCAAGUUUUCGAACCACAAACUUUAAAACAAAACAAUCAUCAACAUGUUCAAAUCCGCUAUUGUCAUCCUCGCCAUCGUUGCCUGCGCUGCUGCCAAGCCAGGACUUCUGGGAGCUCCUGUGGCCUACACUGCUCCUCUGGCCUACGCUGCUCCUGCCGCUGUGGUAGCUGCUCCUGCCCCAGUUGUGACUGCCACCAGCAGCCAGGUGAUCGCCAGGAACUACAAUGGAAUCGCAGCUGCUCCCGUUGUUGCACCAGUAGCAGCUCCAGUGAUUGCCAAGUACGCCACGGCUCCUUUGGCUACUCCUGUAGCUACUCCCGUUGCCGCUCCUUUCGCCUACGCAUCCCCUGUGGCGUACAAUGCUCCAUUGCACUAUGCCUCAGCCUCCGGUGCUCUUCUACUUUAAGUUACCAAUAAACGAAUUUAUCGGAA